GGGAGCGCGUCCGGCGCGCCCGUUUUGAAGCUCCUUUGAGCAGCGCGGGCAGGACCGCGCCCCCCUCUGCAGGGUCCCCGCGCCCCGCGAGUCCCCGCAGUUGCCGAGUCGUGGGUUCUGUUCCCCGGCGCCGGGCCCCGCAUCGUCGAGGGUCGUCCGGGCGGAACCGAAGCGCCCGGGGACGGGCGGGGCGUCUGGGGGAGUCUGGGGGCGCCCCGGGCCCAGCCCCCGCCAUGCCGCCCGGGAAGAUCCUGCAGCCGGUGCUGAAGAUGAAGGUGGACGAGCUGUUCCUGUGCUGGCUCAGCGAGGCCGGCACGCAGCGAAUGCUGCAGGACUGUCUGCGCCGGAUCAAGGCGCCCCCGCGAGACCAGCCGGCCACGGGGGACGUGGAGCUGCCCGCAGCCCCGCCCGCCACCCCCAGAUCCAGCGGGCUCGACCCCCCGGGGACCCCCGGCCCGGGCCCCGCCCUGCCCCUGGGCGCCGCCUGCAGCCCCAGGAACGCGCCCCACGCUCGAGGCACCCGUAGAUCGGCAGGCACGAGGGUAGUCCAGACGCUGAAACAAGAGCCUCUGCGCCCGGCCACCAGCCAAAGCAUUCCGACCUUCUACUUCCCCAGAGGACGCCCGCAGGACUCCGUCAACGUGGACGCCGUCAUCAGCAAGAUCGAGGGCACCUUCGCGCAGUUCCCCCAGGAGAGGGCCACCAUGGAUGACAUGGGCCUGGUGGCCAAGGCCUGCGGCUGCCCCCUCUACUGGAAGGGGCCGCUCUUUUAUGGCGCCGGCGGGGAGCGCACGGGCUCCGUGUCCGUCCACAAGUUCGUCGCCAUGUGGAGAAAAAUCCUCCACAACUGCCACGAUGAUGCCGCCAAGUUCGUCCACCUGCUCAUGAGCCCCGGCUGCAACUAUCUGGUGCAGGAGGACUUCGUCCCCUUCUUGCAGGACGUGGUGAACACGCACCCCGGGCUGUCGUUCCUGAAGGAGGCGUCCGAGUUCCACUCGCGCUACAUCACCACGGUCAUCCAGCGCAUCUUCUACGCAGUGAACCGGUCCUGGUCCGGCAGGAUCACCUGCGCUGAGCUGCGGAGGAGCUCAUUCCUGCAGAACGUAGCGCUGCUGGAGGAGGAGGCGGACAUCAACCAGCUGACCGAGUUCUUCUCCUACGAGCACUUCUACGUCAUCUACUGCAAGUUCUGGGAGCUGGACACGGACCACGACCUGCUCAUCGACGCGCACGACCUGGCGCGGCACAAUGACCACGCCAUUUCUACCAAGAUGAUCGACAGGAUCUUCUCGGGAGCGGUCACGCGAGGCAGAAGAGUGCAGAAGGAAGGCAAGAUCAGCUACGCCGACUUCGUGUGGUUUCUCAUCUCUGAAGAAGACAAGAAGACGCCCACCAGCAUCGAGUACUGGUUCCGGUGCAUGGACCUGGACGGGGAUGGCGCCUUGUCCAUGUUCGAGCUGGAGUAUUUCUACGAGGAGCAGUGCCGGAGGCUGGACAGCAUGGCCAUCGAGUCCCUGCCCUUCCAGGACUGCCUCUGCCAGAUGCUGGACCUCGUCAAGCCGAGGACCGAAGGGCGGAUCACGCUGCAGGACCUGAAGCGCUGCAAGCUCGCCAACGUCUUCUUCGACACGUUCUUCAACAUCGAGAAGUACCUCGACCACGAGCAGAAGGAGCAGCUGUCCCUGCUCAGGGACAGUGACAGCGGCGGCCCCGAACUCUCGGACUGGGAGAAGUACGCGGCCGAGGAGUAUGACAUCCUGGUGGCCGAGGAGGCUGCGGGAGAGCCCUGGGAGGACGGUUUCUGACGUUUUCACCCUGUUCACGGGCGUCUGCGCGGUGCUGUGAAUUCGGAGGGACAGGCGCUGACUAGUGUGACUUUACAGCUGCGUUUUUGGUGUGUGGUCUGAGGACUCAUUCCCGAAGCCAAACCCCCAGAUUUCCCCUCCACGUUUUCCCGUGUUCACUGGGGUCUAGGGUCCACCUGCAUAACCGUUCCCGUGGGCUGUGACGGUCGGAUGGAGGCUCCCCUUGUCGUCUGGGUGUCCAGCUGUCCCAGCACCGCCUUAGCAAAGCCACGGGGUCACCUGGGCGUGGUGACAGCAGGUGCGCCGGGUGCCACGCGUUCCUGAACCUGCCUGUGUUCCGCGGCUGCAGGCGUCUGUCCGUUCCCUGCAGGGAGAAGCCUGCGACUCCGGUGGCACGUGGGAGUGUCGGGCCGUUUUUGAUUUUUAGACUCAGCCCGUCGUCUCCGUGGAAAUGCGUGUUGGACUCUGGCGUGGGGGGCAGCGCUGGCCCCUGACCACACUCUGUACCUCACCAGCCUCAGGGGCACACGCUGCAGCGAUGAGGCCCCUGUCGCCAUCCUGUGCUGAGCUGCUCAGUGCUCUUGUUCCCCACCGUCCUGGCUAUUCGGCUUUGCCUUUGUAUGAAAAUAAGCUGCUUCCACAAAAAGUUCUGCUGAGCCCGGGCGCCGUGGUCACGCCUGCAAUCCCAGCACUUUGGGAGGCCGAGGUGCAUGGAUCGCUUGAGGUCAGGAGUUUGAGACCAGCCUGGCCAACUCGGUGAGACCCCAUCUCUACUGAACAUUUUAUUAAAACGUGCCGGUAACACCGUUUGCACCCGGGAGGCGGAGGUUGCAGUGAGCCAAGUUUGUGCCACCGCACUCCAGCCUCGGUGACAGAGCGAGACUCCGUCUCAAAAAAAAAAAAAAAUCCGAACUUUGAGCGAGAUCUUGCUGAGUGAACGGACCCGUGGGCCCGGCUGCCUGUCCAUAGCCCUGCGUGGCCCCGUCCACGGGCACCGUCCGUCACCUGUCUCAUUUCUCCCGGCGGGACUGUCUAGCUUUCCCGCUACACUUUACGUGGACGUUGUGACACGUCUACACGGGUGUUAGUGGCUUUUCUGGUGUUGUAAACGGUCCUUCUGCGGUUCCCGUCUCCAGUUACGUGUCGGCAGCAUCUAGAAAUACGUUCAUCGACCUUGUGCUCUGCACCUCCAGGAAAUAAACUUACCAGGUUCCGUC
Molecule: messenger RNA, 3022 nt
Organism: Callithrix jacchus (white-tufted-ear marmoset)
Lineage: Eukaryota; Metazoa; Chordata; Mammalia; Primates; Cebidae
Source: RefSeq, a predicted model, not a curated record